Molecule: messenger RNA, 872 nt
Organism: Rhineura floridana
Lineage: Eukaryota; Metazoa; Chordata; Lepidosauria; Squamata; Rhineuridae
Product: chymotrypsinogen 2-like
Exons: 7
Coding region: 37-828 (263 amino acids)
Biological process (GO): proteolysis
Molecular function (GO): serine-type endopeptidase activity
Source: RefSeq, a predicted model, not a curated record
UGCUCUUCGCCGUUCCUGAUUCUUCCAACAAGCAAGAUGGCUCCCAUCUGGCUCCUGCUCUGCUUCGCUUUCCUUGGUGCUGUCCAUGGUUGCGGCAUCCCCACCAUCCAUCCUGUACUCAGCGGCUAUUCACGAAUUGUCAAUGGAGAGGAGGCAGUGCCUGGAUCUUGGCCCUGGCAGGUCUCUUUGCAGGACAGCACUGGCUUCCACUUCUGCGGAGGUUCUCUGAUCAAUGAGAAUUGGGUGGUCACUGCGGCCCACUGUAAUGUCAGGACAAGCCACCAGGUGGUCUUGGGUGAAUUUGACAAAGCCUCUCCUGCUGAGGAUGUUCAAGUCUUAAAGAUUGCUGAGGUUUUCAAGAAUUCCAAGUUCAACAUGUUCUCUCUUGGAAAUGACAUCACCUUGCUGAAGCUCGCCACUCCGGCCCAGCUAACGGCUCGGGUGGCCCCUGUGUGUCUGCCUCAGCCCACUGACGACUUCCCUGGGGGCAUGACCUGUGUUACCACUGGCUGGGGCUAUCUGAAACACACUGACAAGGAUUCUCCAGACCGGCUUCAGCAAGUGGCUCUCCCUCUGCUGACCAAUGAGCAGUGCAAGAAAUACUGGGGCAACCGCAUCACUAACGUCAUGGUCUGUGCAGGCGCUGCAGGGGCGUCCUCUUGCAUGGGUGACUCUGGUGGCCCCCUGGUGUGCCAGAAGAACGGUGCCUGGACCCUUGUUGGGAUUGUCUCCUGGGGCAGCGGCACGUGCUCGCCAUCCAGCCCGGGCGUGUAUGCUCGCGUGACGGAGCUCCUUCCCUUUAUUGAGGAGAUACUUGCUAAGAACUAACUCUCCUUGACUGUGAAACAAUAAAACCAGUAUCUGCCAUCAUU